Messenger RNA from Drosophila navojoa, 1563 nucleotides. It is a transcript of the gene VGlut, whose product is annotated as Vesicular glutamate transporter. Gene Ontology annotation, cellular component: excitatory synapse; synaptic vesicle membrane. Gene Ontology annotation, biological process: synaptic transmission, glutamatergic; transmembrane transport; neurotransmitter loading into synaptic vesicle. NCBI's taxonomy places the organism in Eukaryota, Metazoa, Arthropoda, Insecta, Diptera, Drosophilidae. The record is from RefSeq and is a predicted model, not a curated record. Gene Ontology annotation, molecular function: L-glutamate transmembrane transporter activity; neurotransmitter transmembrane transporter activity.
CAGCAGCAGCAGCAACAAAUUUGGAACCCCGCCGGAGCGAACGAGCCAACCAAAAUUGAGUUAUAAAAUUAGCCCCGCUGCGAUUCGACACGCCCAUAUAGUAGCUAAAAGCUAAGCCGCCGUGAAGUAGGCAACAAAAUAUUUAUGCGCACAAACGAUAACAACAACAACAACAGUAGCAACAACAACAAGAACAACUAAAGUCAGUGAACAAAAACAAAAAAUCGCAUCAUGAAGGGCUUGACGGCGUUUAAGGAGAAGGCGACAGGCGUUUUCAGCGGCCUGAAGCCGAAUAUGGAGAAGUUCGAGAUAUCGCAGAGCUAUCACGGCGGUCACGGUGGCUACGAGGAGAUGGAGGGCGGCGAACGCGAGGGGCGUGGACCUGGCGGCGGCCAUGCCUACGACGACGACGACGAUCGACCCGACUCGCCCGCCUCCUUCGAGGAGAUCGAGCGCCCGCCUCUGCGCAAGAUCGACAAGUACUGCAAGGCGGAAUGCCCCUGCAUGCCGGCACGGUACACAAUCGCUACAAUGGCCUGCGUGGGCUUCAUGAUUGCCUUCGGCAUGCGCUGCAACAUGUCAGCGGCGAAGCUCAAAGGAGAGCAUAACGGGACCGUCUUUAUGAACUGGACGGUGGCAGUGGAAAGCCACGUGGACUCAUCCUUCUUCUGGGGCUAUCUAAUAACACAAAUACCCGGCGGCUUCAUUGCAUCCAAGUUUCCAGCGAACAAGAUUUUCGGUCUCUCGAUUGUCAGCUCCGCCUCGCUGCAUUUGAUUGUGCCGUUCGCCAUGACACUGAUGCACGGCCAUGUGGUGAUAGGCGUGCGUGUGCUGCAAGGACUCUUCGAGGGCGUAACAUAUCCGGCUUGUCAUGGCAUUUGGCGUUUCUGGGCGCCGCCCAUGGAGCGCUCUCGCCUAGCCACAUUGGCCUUCUCCGGCUCCUACGCGGGCGUCGUUGUGGGUCUGCCCCUGUCCGGGCUGCUGGCGGAUGCGGUGGGCUAUCAGGCGCCCUUCUAUGCGUACGGCACCUUCGGCAUCAUCUGGUAUCUGUUCUGGAUCUGGCUGUGCUUCGAGAAUCCGCGCAAACAUCCCGCCAUCAGCAUACCGGAGCUGAAGUACAUUGAGAAGUCGCUGGGCGAAUCGGCGCAUCCGACGAUGCCGUCCUUCAGGACGACUCCGUGGCGCGAGAUGAUGCGCUCGAUGCCCGUCUAUGCCAUUAUCGUGGCCAACUUCUGUCGCUCCUGGAACUUCUAUCUGCUGGUGCUCUUCCAGUCCUCCUUCCUCAAGCACAAGUUCGGCUUCAAGGUGGAGGAGGCGGGCUUUGUCGGCUCCCUGCCCCACUUGAUCAUGACCACGAUCGUGCCCUUCGGCGGCAUGCUGGCGGAUCAUCUGCGCAAGAACGGCAUCCUCUCCACAACGAACGUGCGCAAGCUCUUCAACUGCGGCGGCUUCGGCAUGGAGGGUCUCUUCUUCCUCUUCGUGGCGCACUCCCAGACGGCAACUGGCGCCAUGUUUGCUUUGACCUGUGGCGUGGCAGGUAUAUGGAAAACCCCUUACAUUUAA